This is a messenger RNA of Rosa rugosa (rugosa rose), 1767 nucleotides long. Its product is annotated as loganic acid O-methyltransferase-like. Lineage: Eukaryota; Viridiplantae; Streptophyta; Magnoliopsida; Rosales; Rosaceae. Gene Ontology annotation, molecular function: S-adenosylmethionine-dependent methyltransferase activity. The transcript is spliced from 3 exons. Bases 583 to 1632 code for a protein of 349 amino acids. Gene Ontology annotation, biological process: methylation. The record is from RefSeq and is a predicted model, not a curated record.
AUUCAACAAAACUCAGGACCUCUCUACGCAGAGGUCCUCCUCCACAUCAGCUUCCGUCACCACCUUAUCCUCCUCCAUUUCCAGAUUUCUUUUAGCAGAACUAAACUGACGGUUCUUGAUUUUCUUCGAAGCAGCAGCAACCUCAAGUUUCCUCCAGCUUUGUUACUUCCUUUUGGCCAAUUAACCACAUAAUGACUACAUGAUAAGUUCGAUGACAACAGUCGCCAAAAUUGACCAAAAUAAUAUUUUCAGAUUUAUGACUUCUCGUCAAUCCUCAUUUGCUAUUUAGAUUGUUUAUUGUUUAUCUUGCAGACUUUAUGGUGUUUUUUUUUGUUUUUUUAGUCGAGUGUAGACACCUGUGAUGAACACCAUUUGACUGUUCCUAAACUUGAAUAUAGUUAAGGGCUGCAUGCAGACACGUUGCUUCAUUUCCUGAGAAAAGGUCAAGCCGCCUUAGCAAUCUGAUGAGUUGUUUCCUAUUUCGAAUCUAGUUAAGGGCUUUUGCAAUGUUAUAAAUAGGGGAUUGUAGACCAAUCAAAUUAUCAAAAUCAUAGUAGCUAGAAAGAAACAAGAAAUUAAGAGAUGGCAAUAAGAAUGAAUGGUGCAGAUAGUCUCUACAGCUAUAGCAAAUACUCUUCUUUUCAGAGAAAUGCUAUAGAUGCUGCCAAGGAACUGAUCAAAGAGGCAGUUUUCGACAAGCUUGACAUCGAAAGCUUCCCAUCCUCCAACACCUUUCGAGUUACAGAUUUAGGCUGUGCUAUGGGGCCCAACACGUUCCUAGCUGUGCAAAACAUACUUGAAGCUGUGGAGGACAAGUACCGAACCCAAGGGCGCAAUUCUGAGGUCCCCGAGUUUCAAGUCUUUUUCAGUGAUCAAGCUGGAAAUGAUUUCAAUCAGCUCUUCCAAUCCCUCCCUCCAGACAGGAACUACUUCGCAAUGGGCGUACCGGGAUCUUUUUACUCUCGCUUGUUUCCCAAGGCACAUCUUCACUUUGUAUACUCUUCAUUUUCUCUGCAGUUUCUCUCUAAAGUGCCUGAGGAAGUGUUGGACAGGAGCUCCCCUGCUUGGAACAAAGGUAGGGUUCAUUACUCAAAUUCUGCACACCAAGUUGUUGAGGCAUAUUCAGCUCAAUAUGCCAAGGACAUGGAGUGCUUUCUAAAUGCUAGAGCACAAGAGAUCGUCGGAGGAGGGUUGAUGGCAUUUGUUGUUCCCGGCCGCCCCAAUGAAAUCCCUCAUGCACAAAGCUAUUACAACAUGUCACUAGACCUAUGUGGUUCCAGUCUCAUGGACAUGGCCAAGAAGGGUGUCAUUGCCGAAGACAAAGUGGACUCCUUCAAUCUACCAAUAUAUAAUGCUUCUCUCCAAGAAGUGGAAGCCAUUGUGAAAGGCAAUGGAUGUUUUAGCAUAGAGAGAAUGGAAAACUUGCCUCAAGAAAAGCUACAGCCCAAUGUGUUUCGCUCAACUGUGAGAGCCGGAACGGAGCAUAUAAUUCGAGCGAAUUUUGGAGAAGAGAUUUUAGAUGAGUUCUUUGACACAUUUUGCAAGAAAUAUGAAGAAUCCACCUCCGUCUUGGAAUCAGUGAAAGCUGUUAGUUUAUUUGUUUUACUCAAACGCGCGCAUAGGAAGUACUGACUACUGAGUAAUAUAAACAGAGGAUAUUUCUUUAGUUUAUCUAGUGAAACUUUGCUAUUGUAAUGUGAUCUUACUGUACUAGUAAGUGGUAUUGGUUGUUUCUGUCAUUUUCAAUAAACUACUCUGUUGUACAAA